This is a messenger RNA of Paramecium octaurelia, 284 nucleotides long. Lineage: Eukaryota; Ciliophora; Oligohymenophorea; Peniculida; Parameciidae. The record is from the annotation of a GenBank genome assembly.
AUGGAAAUUUUGAAUAAUAAACGAAUAUAUAAAGGGGUUAUUUUUAGAAGUCACAUAAAGCAAACAUGCAUUUAUAAAGUAGAUUUGAUUUAUAAACUCAUUACUUCUCGUAUUUUUAAUUGUUUUAGAUUUCUUGCUAUCGUAUUUCUUUUUGCAUAUAUUACCAAAGGCCUUCUAUCAAUUGAGGAGGGAAUAGAUUAAUAGCAAAUCUUAAAUGAUAUGAUGGAACCUAAUAUUAAUAUCAAGUUUAUAAUAAAUGCAGUCAUAUGAUCAAUAUCAUAAAA